Molecule: messenger RNA, 4343 nt
Organism: Xenopus laevis (African clawed frog)
Lineage: Eukaryota; Metazoa; Chordata; Amphibia; Anura; Pipidae
Product: E3 ubiquitin-protein ligase TRIM7-like
Exons: 3
Coding region: 1540-3078 (512 amino acids)
Source: RefSeq, a predicted model, not a curated record
GGUUUCUUAAUUACCAAUAACAUAUCAUCUGCAAAUAGCAUUUGUUUGUGAGCUUGCUGACCUAUCAAUACUCCAGUUAUGUCCGGGUUUUGUCUUAUUAGUGCUGCUAGGGGUUCGAUUGCCAAUAUAAAGAGCAGUGGUGAGAGGGGGCAACCUUGUCUUGUCCCUCUAUGUACUGUAAUAGUGUUAUAAGCAAAGGGGCCCCAUUUUAAAAAAGCUUGUGGAGUGUUAUAUAAAGCUUGACUUAGCAAGAUAAAUUUACCCCCAAAGUUCCAUUUUUUCAAUAUAUAAUACAGAUAAUCCCAGGUAACUGUAUCAAAAGCUUUCUGUAUAUCUAAUGAGAGUAGGAGCGCUGGGGUUUUGGAAGAGUUAAGAGUGUAUAUUAGUUGUAUUAAUCUCCUUAUAUUUUCUCCACCAUCUCUGUUGGGGACAAAGCCGACUUGGUCUUGGUGUAUUAAAUUUGCCAAAAAUGAAUUUAAAAGAGUGGCCAGUAUUUUGCCUAAAAUGUUUACAUCAUUAUUCAGUAUGGAGAUGGGACGAUAAUUGCCACAAUCUGAGAGGUCUUGUGAAUUGUAUUUCUAAUAAUGCACAUAUUGUUACUUUUUAUUUCAAUGACCCCUUGUUUGUUACUACUAAUUUAUUGUUUUGCUGUACAGUGUUUUGCCCUCAGGAAGCGCUAUAUAAAAAAAAUAUACAUAUACACACAUAACCUCUUUAUAUAAACCUGAAAUAUAAUGUUUUUGGCUUAAGUUAAGAGCUGCAUAACAUCCCUUAUGGAUUCUAUCUGUAUUGAACCUUAGGUGUAAUAAUCUGGCCUGAAAUAAACAGUUACUGACAUUUUGAUCUCACCAAGAAUAUAAGUUAAAUGUAAAUUAAUACAAAAUUCCUCUCAUUGAUGAAUAUAUACCAGUUUGAUUAAAGUAAUUGUUAAUUGAUACAAAUAAAUUAAACUCAUUGACUGAACAUUGGCAGAUAAUAAAGACAUGACUGAUACACAUGUGCCAUUAUACAAUGUGACACAGAUAUUCCCCCUCCCCCCAGAAUAAAAUACUGACUGUCAGGUUUGGGCAGAACAAGUUAAACAAACACAAGCAACUUCCUUAUCUCACUGGCAUUUUUUGAAAUCCGUAAGAUUAACCAUGGUCUCUCUUCUGCUUUGACAGAUCCAAAAAUAAGUGAGACUGCUGAGACUGCUGGUUCUGGGCAUGAGACAGCCCAAGCCAAUCACAGGCUGAAUUCAGAUGAGCUGCAUUCAUAAGAGACAAUAUCCAACCAACAGAGAAUAAAACUAGAGGGGAGGAUUAAGAUCACACUAGUUAUUAUGAGUGGAGCUGCCAUACUCCCUCCCUCCUCUCACUCACCUCUUUUCUCACUGUUACAAAGUUUCUUGUCUAAAGCUACAAAUUAUUCUGAGCCUGAUCCUCACUGUAUUCAGAAACUGAGAGGGUUAACUCCCAGGAGUACAAAGUGCUGUUUGUCUUUGAUAAAAGGGAACUUUCAGUUUCGUUUCUUGUUCAGUUGCUGUUCCUGCUCUCAGUGAUGGCGUCGGCUGCUGAUCUGAGAGACGAGCUGAGCUGCUCCAUCUGCCUGAGCAUUUAUACUGAUCCUGUAUCCCUGCCGUGUUCCCAUAACUACUGCCGGGGCUGUAUUGGGACAACAUGGGACACCCAGGAGGGAUCUGGGGCUUAUUCCUGCCCUGAAUGCAGACAGGAGUAUGAGGAGCGCCCUGCCCUGCCCAGGAACAGAACUCUGGGGAACAUAGCAGAGCGAUUCCUUUCUGCUCAGCCGGAGCCGGGGGAGACUGGGAUUCCCUGCACCUACUGUGUCCUCUCUCCUGUACCUGCUGUUAAAUCCUGUCUCCUGUGUGAGGCUUCUCUGUGUAAUAAGCACCUGGGAAUGCACAGCAAGUCAGCGAAACACGUCUUAAUAGAACCCACAAUGCACCUGGGGGACAAGAAAUGCUCAGUCCAUGAUGAACCCCUGAAAUAUUACUGCUGGGAGGAGUCUGUCUGUGUCUGUGUGUCCUGCUUUCUGGCCGGAGAGCACAGGGGCCACAGGGUGGAGCUGCUGAGUGAGGCCUCUGAGAAGAAGAAAGAGACACUGAGGAAAGUUCUGAAGAAACUGAGGCCAGAGAGAAAGGAGACUAAGAGAGGAGCCCAGAGACUGCAGGAGCGCAGGAGAGAAGUGGCAGAAAAAGCAGCUGGUGAGACAGAGAGAGUCACUGCCCUGUUUAGAGACAUCAGGGAACAGCUGGAAGCCCUAGAGAAGAGACUCCUGAGUGACAUCUCCAGGGAAGAAGAGAAGGUUUCCCUCCAACUCCAUGAUCUGAUCCAGGAGCUGGAAAUAAAGAAGGACGAGCUGUCCAGGAAGAUCCGUCACAUUGAGGAGCUGUGCAACAUGGCAGAUCCACUCACUGUCCUACAGGAACGGGAAUCACAUGGAGCUGAAUUGUAUGGAGCUGCAGAUAAUGAGGGGGGCAGAGAGAGAGAGGAUUCAUUGUUUCCAUUAUUGCCUGUUUUUCUGCCUUGGCGAAAGGGAAAGAACACACAGAUGAAUAGAGACAGGUUACAAGAGAGACAUGAUAUAAAGGUCCCUGCUGUAGGGGAUGUGGAUCUGAUCUCAGAGACAUUACUCACAGGCUUAGCUUACCCACAAUCCCCAGAGAGAUUUCAGAAUAGGGAGCAGACUUUAAGCAGCAGGAGUUUCCCCUCAGGACGACAUUACUGGGAAGUGGAGGGCAAUGAAUCAGGGAACUGGAGGGUAGGGGUGGCCUAUCCCAGUAUAGAGAGGGGAGGGGGUCUGUCCUUGAUUGGGAAUAAUAACAAGUCCUGGGCUUUGUACAGAUGGGCUGAUGACAGAUAUUUUGUGGGACAUGAUUGUGAAUGGACAUAUUUACAACACGUCUCUUCCUGCAGGAGAAUCAGGAUCUCAUUGGACUAUGAGGCCGGACGUCUGUCCUUUUAUGAGCUGAGUGAGCCAAUCAAACGCUUACACACCUUCACUGCCAAAUUCACUGAGCCCCUCCAUGCUGCAUUCUGUGUAGGGAGGAACGAUUCCUGUGUGAGAAUCAUUAGUUAGGGCACAGGCCACUGUAGAUCUAGAAGUAAAAUCACAUUCCUCUCGGGCUCAUUGAGUGGCCACGUCCCUAUAUCACAGCCCUUUUUAUAAAAUUUGUCAGGAAAGUCUGAACACAUUUCUGGAGUUUUAGGGCCAUGUUUUAUGUGUUAUUACAGUUAUGCUAAUGAAGAGACCUCUCCCAAGAGACCUGCUGAUCUUAUUAGUUACAAUUGUAUCUCAGUGCAGGUGCUGAGUAUUCUGGGAUCUGACAAAAGUCUCCUUUAUCUCAUUCAGUUUGUGAAACUUUGUUACUUUUCCUGCUCAUUCAGUGUCAGGGAUCAAAGAGAAAUGUGAGAUGUGAAUAAGAAUUUGGGACUAUGGGCUGAGCUGUCACAACCAGAACUGUCCUGUGAAUGUACAAUAUACAAUAUGUGUGUUAUACAAUAUUCUGUGGGUAUGGGGGGGGGCAGAUUAUAUUAGAGACAAGAAGCCAAAUACAUUAACCCCAUAUUAACCCUGGGGCACAGCUCUUAUGUGAGGGGAUUAUCCCAAGAUUUUACUGAAGUUAUACACUGAUCAUGUGACUAAGAAGGAUAUGGCCAGACAAUUAGUUUGGCAGUGACAGUGUAAAUUCGCCCCACCCAUUUCCUUUAAGGCCACACCCACUGAUAUUUCCUAUAGGGAAUUGCACAUGGGGGAGUGAGAGGACUGUGCCAGUCACAUGAUUAACAGCUCAGUUGGUGCAGCAAAUGGCUCAGUUGCCCCUGAGUAGUGAGCCCAGGACUGAUUCACUGGUCACUAAGGCAAUUAUCCAUGAUCUCCCUCUAACUGAUCUCACCACUGUGUGUGUAUAAAUAAAAUAGGUCCGGAUUUUAGCAAAUAAUGUGCCUGAGACUUUGUGACUCUUCUCCUCUUACUGUGUGGGAGGGGCUUGUGUUUGUUGUAUGGAAUAUGCUGCAUUGUGAUUGGCUUAUAUCAGUGAUAUUCACAUCAGUCAGGUGACACCCCUACUUAUCUGCAGCACAGAUCAGAUGGGGGGGCUGUUCUAUUGCAGCUCUAUGGGAAAACUGCCUGUUGUCUGAUACAGGUGAGAACUGGGACUGCUAAUAAUAAUCUAUAAACCUAAUUAUGAAUACAUUAUUGUAUUAUUGUAUUUUAAUCUGCUGAGAGAGCUACAAUUUAUAUCCUGUAAAUAAUCUGAUGGCUAAAGGCAACACAAUCCCUAUAAUAAAGUUUUUGCAUAUUUUUGUUGGUUAUUGUUAUUAAUAAUAAAAUGUGAGAAUGUU